CGCGGGAACGGAGCACCAGAUCUCCGGCACGAUGAAGCAGCUCCACAAGCAAGCAAGCCUCAACCAGCACCUCCAGAUGCCCACCCACUCCGCCAAGCCCUCCAAGCCCCCUCCCCGCUCCGGCGCCGCCCGCUCCGCCGCCUCCUACCUCCUCCGUGAGCAACGUCUUCUCUUUGUCCUCGUCGGUGCUUUCCUUGCCGCCUCCUUCUUUCUCCUCCGCCCUUCUCUCCCGGUACCCAUCUCUCACCCUUCCACCUCCCACCUUAUCCUCCCCCAACCCACCUACACCCUUCCCACCACCCCCUUCUCCGCCGCCCGCCGAGUUCCGGCUGCUCUUAAGCAGCGCGGACGCCGUGUUGUUGUCACUGGCGGAGCUGGGUUCGUUGGGAGUCACCUCGUCGACAAGCUCAUCGCCCGCGGUGACAGCGUCAUCGUGAUCGAUAACUUUUUUACAGGGCGGAAGGAGAAUUUGGUCCACCACUUCGGUGAUCCGAGGUUUGAGCUGAUCCGGCAUGAUGUUGUGGAGCCGAUCUUGCUGGAAGUGGAUCAGAUCUAUCAUCUCGCUUGCCCCGCUUCUCCUGUGCAUUAUAAGUACAAUCCCAUCAAGACUAUCAAGACAAAUGUGAUGGGAACCUUGAACAUGCUGGGCUUGGCAAAAAGGAUUGGUGCUCGGUUCUUGCUAACAAGCACAAGUGAGGUUUAUGGUGACCCGCUUGAGCACCCUCAGAAGGAAACUUAUUGGGGCCAUGUUAAUCCUAUAGGUGUAAGGAGCUGUUAUGAUGAAGGGAAAAGGACAGCAGAAACGUUAACUAUGGAUUAUCAUCGAGGUGCUGAGGUUGAGGUGCGUAUUGCACGUAUUUUCAAUACAUAUGGUCCUCGCAUGUGCUUGGAUGACGGGCGUGUUGUUAGCAAUUUUGUUGCACAGGCCCUUCGUAGACAGCCAAUGACCGUUUACGGUGAUGGAAAACAAACUCGAAGUUUUCAGUAUGUAUCUGAUCUGGUUGAUGGAUUGGUUGCACUAAUGGAAAGUGACCACAUUGGACCUUUCAACUUGGGAAAUCCUGGAGAGUUCACCAUGCUGGAGCUUGCUGAGGUUGUCAAGGAAACAAUCGAUCCUGAUGCGACCAUCGAUUUUAAAGAGAACACUGCAGAUGACCCUCACAUGAGGAAACCAGAUAUCACCAAGGCAAAAGAACUUCUGAAUUGGGAGCCGAAGGUCUCGUUGCGAGAAGGGCUUCCGUUGAUGGUUACCGAUUUCAGGAAACGGAUUUUGGACGAGGAGAACUGAUCACAACUUCUGUCUGUACAAUAUGAAAAAGAAACCCAUCAGAGUACCCAUUAAUUUGAAUUUAUUUAUGCAUUCUAUCAGUAGUACUCAUUGCCAACGUUUGAUUUUUUCAGGCACACAGGCAAUGUUUUUUA
Molecule: messenger RNA, 1422 nt
Organism: Dioscorea cayenensis subsp. rotundata (Guinea yam)
Lineage: Eukaryota; Viridiplantae; Streptophyta; Magnoliopsida; Dioscoreales; Dioscoreaceae
Product: UDP-glucuronic acid decarboxylase 1-like
Exons: 7
Coding region: 32-1288 (418 amino acids)
Biological process (GO): D-xylose metabolic process
Cellular component (GO): cytoplasm
Molecular function (GO): UDP-glucuronate decarboxylase activity; NAD+ binding
Source: RefSeq, a predicted model, not a curated record